Molecule: messenger RNA, 1653 nt
Organism: Plectropomus leopardus (leopard coralgrouper)
Lineage: Eukaryota; Metazoa; Chordata; Actinopteri; Perciformes; Serranidae
Gene: ola1
Product: Obg-like ATPase 1
Cellular component (GO): cytoplasm
Molecular function (GO): ATP binding; GTP binding; ATP hydrolysis activity
Source: RefSeq, a predicted model, not a curated record
UGAGGACUUAGCUUAGCACAUUUUCUUUCAAUGAAUGUUUUCUCUGAGCUGUUGUGGAAGUCUGCGAGGAAAUUAACUGUGGGAAAUGGCUCCAAAGAAGGGGAAGGGAGAUGAUGCACCAAAGCCACCACCACUGAUUGGCAGAUUUGGCACUUCACUGAAAAUAGGAGUUGUUGGCCUGCCCAAUGUUGGGAAGUCAACCUUUUUCAACGUGUUGACAAAGAGUCAGGCUGCAGCUGAAAAUUUCCCCUUCUGCACCAUUGACCCAAAUGAAAGCAGAGUGCCCAUUCCAGAUGAACGCUAUGAUUUCCUCUGCCAAUUCCACAAACCUCCCAGCAAAAUCCCAGCAUUCCUUAAUGUCGUUGACAUUGCUGGCCUGGUGAAAGGUGCUCAUGCUGGCCAAGGCCUGGGAAACGCCUUCCUGUCCCAUAUCAGCGCCUGUGAUGGCAUCUUCCACAUGACACGUGCUUUUGAGGAUGAGGAUAUCAUCCAUGUUGAGGGGACAGUGGACCCAGUGAGGGAUAUGGAGAUCAUCCAUGAGGAGCUAAGGAUGAAGGAUGAGGAGAUGAUCGGCCCUAUUAUUGACAAGCUGGAGAAGACGGCCAUUAGAGGCGGUGACAAGAAACUCAAACCAGAAUACGACGUUAUGUGCAAAAUCAAGAGCUGGGUAAUGGAUGAAAAGAAACACGUCCGCUACUAUCACGAUUGGAACGACAAGGAGAUCGAAGUGUUGAACAAAUACUUGUUUUUGACUUCCAAACCAAUGAUUUACCUCGUUAACCUCUCAGAGAAAGACUACAUCAGGAGAAAGAACAAAUGGUUGGUGAAAAUCAAGGAGUGGGUGGACAGUCACGACCCGGGAGCCUUGGUUAUCCCCUUCAGUGGCGGCAUGGAGGGCCAGCUACAGGACAAGAGCGAAGAGGAGAGGCAGAAGUACUGCACAGAGCACAAGACGCAGAGCGCCCUGAGCAAGAUCAUCAAGGCAGGCUACGCAGCCCUGCAGCUGGAGUACUUCUUCACUGCUGGACCAGAUGAGGUCCGUGCAUGGACCAUUCGGAAAGGAACUAAGGCUCCACAGGCUGCGGGGAAGAUCCACACAGACUUUGAGAAGGGCUUCAUUAUGGCGGAAGUAAUGAAAUUCCAGGAUUUUAAAGAGGAAGGCAGUGAGAGCGCUGUCAAGGCUGCAGGGAAAUACAGACAACAGGGAAGAAACUAUAUUGUUGAAGAUGGAGACAUCAUCUUUUUCAAGUUCAACGCACCAAAUGCACCAAAGAAAAAGUGACACGAGAGCAAUCUGUUUGUUUACAUAACUGACUGUGUGCUUGUUACCCCCUCUGUGUUUUUCUGGCCUGAUACCCGCUGCCACACUCUCACUUUCUGUAGGAUCAAAUCUCCCUCUGAUCCAAAGCACAGGUUCAGUAAACUCUGACAGCUUUGCUAUUUAAGAUCAGGAUCGGCCCCCACUCCAAAUUGUAGCAGCAUUUGAAGGAGCAUAUUACUCUCCAGAUACCUCAUUAAUCUCCAUCACGGGUGCCAGCACUGACACAGCUGACAGCGGGGACAAUGCCACCUGCUCUUCUCCCCCUUCUGCAGAUAAUGCAUGUUUUACAGUAGCCCAGAUGUCUACACUCAAUAAAACAUUUGACAAAACCA